AUGCAGCCACUGAAAUUGUCCCAAGAGUGCAUAGAAGCAGCAGUCAGUGUUAUAUUAAGGGUACCAGCUCUGUUUCUGAUUGAAGUAUGGUUCCGCAUUAAUCCACACAAAACUAUCCAGCUACACUCGGAUGAUGUGGAGAUAAUUGUUACUGUUGCCUAUUAUUUGGCUUUGGCUGUGGCUGUAGCAAUAGCCACAUUACCCCUCAGACAUCUGGUAACCUUCUACAUAUAUCUGGUAUGUGCUGGGUUAAUGGCCUGUGCUGGUGUUGUGUCACGGGCGUAUGUCAUAGUGGAGAAACUAGAACAUGAAGAGUACCUGGAGACUGCAGAAAGAGACAAUAUUACAGUCAAGUAUGGACCCUCACAUCUUUUGGAAGAUCGCAAGCACCUUGAGCGUCUUGUACUGCAUGUCCUAGCGCAACUGUUUAUUGCGGCGAUAGUUGCCUACCUUAUGGAGAUCACAAAUUGGGUGAAGUUCACUUUACUGGCCUUUGCUCUACCAGUGGUUGCAAGACUCAUGGGAUUUCCAGUGACAGAACUACAUCUAGUUCACAACUUCGCCUCUGUCUAUACUAUCUUACUAGUUCUAUUUUGUAUUUUCAAUAAUUUGGGAAAUAUAAUAGAUAUCUGUAAAGAGGGCAUCAAUGUCACAGUUAUGUCAUUUAGAACUUUUGGCAUCAUACCAGUAAUUAUGAGCUUUUGGAGAACUAUGGCUCUUCCUGUUCAGUUGCUUCUGUUCUGGGGCUUGAUGUUUCUGUCCCAAAUUUAUGUCUAUGUCUAUACAGAUAAUCUAGGACUCUGGCAGGAAGGGUGGCUAGUUGUUCUCCUGGCCAGUAUGGGAGAGUGCUGUGCUACACCUGUCAGCUUACUUGCUUUGUGUGUCACCAUCACCUAUUCAUCCUGUGCCAUUCUUUGCCUGACAAAGCUGUAUCUGCAAGGCAUUGAUGCAUUUGAUCAUGAUACCAUGAGAGGUUGGACAGAAGGCUUUACAAUGCUUUUGAUUGCCAUACAGACUGAUUUGCUGGAGCUCCGACCACUUCAGCGUGCCUUCUUAAUGAGCAUCCUUUUAUUUAUUGUUGCUUCCUCACUGAUCCAGUCCAUGUAUGAGAUUACAGAUCCUGUAUUGCUGGCACUUAGUGCUUCUCAUAAUACCAGCAUUGUCAAGCAUGUUAAAGCUGUGGUCCUCUGCACAUUCCUUUGGAUGCUGCCUCUGUACAUGACCUACUUUAUCUGUCAGUACUUCGACAUGGAUUUCUGGCUGAUGGUCAUUAUUUCUAGCUUUCAGGUUAUAGGUUCAUUAGUGGUGUAUUUAUUGUUCAUGUAUGACUUUUUACGUUCAGAGCCUUGGGAGAACCUGGACGAUGUCAUCUACUAUGCAAGAGCUGUUACCAGGGUGAUGGAAUUUAUUGUUGCAGUAUUUGUUGUUUGUUUUGGCUUGAAGGAGUCUUUGAUUGGUGAGUGGAGCUGGAUCAAUUCUAUUAUACUGGUUGUCCACUGUUACUUCAAUGUGUGGCAACGUCUUCAGAGUGGAUGGCAGAGCUUUCUUUUACGCUGGGAAGCUGCUAAAAAGGUGGAGUCUCUUCCUCUUGCUUCAGAUGAACAAUUAAGAAGACAUGAUGAUGUUUGUGCCAUCUGCUACAGUGAUAUGAGAACAGCCUGUGUGACGCCGUGUGAACAUCUCUUCCAUGGAGUCUGUUUGAGGAAGUGGUUGUACGUCAAGGAGACUUGUCCCAUGUGUCACAGAGACCUGGCAUCCAACACCGAGCAACCAGAGCACAGUGAUCAUCUUCAUGUAAAUAACAUAGCCAGCGAUGAUGUUGUGGCUGAAGAAGGUGCAGUCGGUCCAGAAAAUGAAAUGAACAAGCCUGACUCAGAUAACUCUAGCAACUCAAGCGGUACUACUGAAUUUGAUAGUGUGGACAUAGAUCUGGAUUAUGACGAUGGUGAACUCGCUGAGGCGGAUCAAUAG
Candidula unifasciata is the source of this 1971-nucleotide messenger RNA. Lineage: Eukaryota; Metazoa; Mollusca; Gastropoda; Stylommatophora; Geomitridae. The record is from the annotation of a GenBank genome assembly.